This is a messenger RNA of Histoplasma capsulatum G186AR, 4440 nucleotides long. Its product is annotated as transport protein particle complex II subunit TRS130. Bases 1 to 4440 code for a protein of 1479 amino acids. The record is from RefSeq and is a predicted model, not a curated record. The transcript is spliced from 4 exons. Gene Ontology annotation, biological process: intra-Golgi vesicle-mediated transport; early endosome to Golgi transport. Gene Ontology annotation, cellular component: TRAPPII protein complex. Lineage: Eukaryota; Fungi; Ascomycota; Eurotiomycetes; Onygenales; Ajellomycetaceae.
AUGGAUGCCAACCCUCGCGCAAGCUCCAACGUGACCGUUGAAUAUACCGAUCCUUCCGGGCUCUUCCCCUCGAUUAAACCUCUUAUUCUAGAGACUUUGCCCCUCCGAAACCUUCACUGGAAGUCUCCCACCCGGCCUCUUCGUUCCAUUGACUCCCUCCAUGUCGACCUCAUCCCUGUAAAGAGCACACACCAGGAGCAGAGACGACCGAGUGAUGGAGCGAGUGGUUCAGUUCCCCACCGAAGGCAUCAGAUACCUGGCCUUCGCCAAACACCAUACUUGAAAAUAUAUAUCUUAUCUUGCGACGAUAAUGAUAUUUACAAGUCUACUACAAGGAAGGCGGUCCGGGAAUGGAUCAAGACACAUGGCACACCCCCACAAAGUAGCAGCUCAUCUGCUACACAGGAUAAUCACGAUGCGUUUGAGUGGCUUAUAAUACAUGUCGUUUCUGGCCACACGGAGGUGGCUGACAAAUCUGCGGCGGGGUCAAAAUGGCCCGGCAGAGGUUCUACUACGGUGCUGGAGAAAGUUAAAGCGGAUUUUGGUGGAUCAUCGAAGUCGUCUAUUGACCGUGUCGUACAAUUACGCAUCCCGAAGGCAGAAUCGGAUGAGCGACCUCCAGAGCUAGCCGACCAACUCGAGGACCUAGUUGCGAAAUUGAAAUCUUCGAUCCUCACGUCUUUUGAUCAUCGCGUUAGUCAAUAUGAAGAAGAUAUUCGGCUCAAGGACUCACAAAGAAACCUUCCUGGAUGGAAUUUUUGCACGUUCUUUAUUUUGAAAGAGGGGCUUGCGCGCGGAUUUGAACAUGUUGGUUUAUAUGCAGAUGCGCUGGUUGGAUACGAUGAGCUUGCAGUUGGAUUGGAUGCGGCUCUUCGUGACCAGUCUGUUGCUAAGGGUGACCAACAUGGCGGGACAUUUCUCAGUUGCACCAAGGAUGUGAGGGCGAAGGCUGAAAAGGCUCUAGGUUUGGUACCUAGCGAGGCCGAUAAUGAUGUUAGUAAAAAUACCGACGAUUCGUACGAAGAUGAAAGCGAGGGAAGCGAUGGAAAUGAUUAUUCUACCGUCAUUGCCGUGGGCGAAGAUCUCUUUCCUCUUGAUUCACACAAAAAACCGUACCGUGAAAUGAUCCUUGCCAAUAAUAUUUCAGUCUUCGAUUUUCGGGCAUACAUUUUUUCUCGACAGAUGAUGUUGCUAUUAAAAGCUGCUAGAGCUCCUUCAUUACGGGAUCAAACUAACGAAAAAUUAGCCAAAGAAGUUGAGGAUUUAACACUUCUUGCAGAAAUAUGUGAUCGGGCAAGCGAGUUUAUUAGUGUUGGGUCGCGAACCUUGCGACACGAUCUGUAUGCUGGCCUCGACGAGCUAGAACAUGAUCGCGAUGAAUCCAGUGUAACGGAGGUUGUCAACAACAUAGUAUAUUCGUGGACAUAUUCCGCAAUUUCACAGGUACUAAUCCAAACCGCCACGGAUUCCCUCGAUAUCCCAAAGGCUUCCCUUCGAAAUACACGGGAUCUGGUGAAUGCGUCCGUGCUGGCAAAUUUUGUUGCGGAGACACGACCGGGCGUCCCGAAGCGGUCGAGCUCACUGACUGCCAAUACUCUGAUCAGCAGUCGACCUACUAGCCUGGACAUCAUGUCUCCAGGACUGUAUAGCGGAGCGCAGCCUAGAGCCCCGCUGGCUUCCUUAAGGUCGAGUGUUUCAGCCCAACUGAGGACCGGACAAUCUGAGCUUGCAUCUGCCCGUGGUGACUUAUUCCUUUACGCUCGCCGGACCUUGGAAAAUAUUGGACAACGGUGUGGUUGGUCGAAGAAGUGGCGGGACCUGGGAUUACUCUUCGAUGCACAGAACGAAGCUGCAACGGGAUUGAAGGACGUAUCUCUAGAUGGGGACGGAGAAACACAAGAAUUUACGACUGUGGACCAGGAAGUCACGCCGGUGCUAGGAGGGAUUGAAAAUCCGAAACUGAUAAGCUCUUGCAGAUCAGAAAAACAAUAUAACUCUUUGUAUGAAGGAUUAACCGAUCAGAUAUUUCGCCAUUACGUCGCAGCAAAUAGAACACGAUCUGCUGAGAUGGCAAUGGCCGAUAUUGCAGUGCUGAGAUACCGCGCAGGCGACUAUGGUACCGCAGCCUCGUACUUCCAUCAAAUGGCUCCGUUCUAUGCCAGCUGCCAUUGGGGGGUUCUGGAAGGGGUAAUGCUUGAACUGUACGGACGAUGUCUAAAGCAUCUUGGCCGAAAAGAUGACUACGUUCGGGUCCUUCUUAAGCUACUUGGAAAUUAUGCCGGGGUCGCACAGUCAGGGCAAAAGGCAGGGUCUUUUCGGAGCAAGAGAUUGAUCUCUGCAGCACCAUCAUCGUUUCCCCCCGUUGCCCGCACAUUGGUUUCCAACUACGUCAAUGAUCUAUUUGAGACAUCACAGGUCCUUUCCACCGACUUUUCUGUGCCACUCAAUGAAUUUUUCAGUGGCAUACAUAUCAACUCGACCAUCCAUCAUUUCGAGGAUAAGGAUGGGAUUCUCGUUGAUCUUUCCCUAAGAUUUCUUCUUGGAAAUAGUAUUGAAGCUGAUAGUGUAAAGAUGCGACUUGUUAACUCCACAGGUGUUCAUAGCAGCGAAAUCUGGUUAGAAAAUUUGGAUUCGGUCGUCGUAAAGUCGACUGUAUCGAAAAUCCCCCUCCACGCUUUCGUUUCAGUACAUGGAAAAUAUAUGGUGGAUUGCAUUGAGGUGCGAGUCAGAAAUAUUACGUUUGUCCAACAAUAUGGAUUACCAUCGUCAUUCUCUGCAGGGUUACAGCAACCUAACGCGGAUGAUUCCGACGACGAAGCUGAGCGCCCAUUUGUUUUCUGUUACCCUCCUGCCAGGGGACUUCAAGCAGAAGUUUCGCCUCCGUAUCGCAUUAACCUGAGUGAGCUACGAACAAUAGAAAUCGGACUAAAAAGUGGUUGGAACGAUAUACUCAAGGGCGCUCUACGAGUAAAACCCGCGACUGCUGGGCUCAGACUCCGCAUUACAGAAGUCAGCAUUGUAGAUGGCGACUUAAAGUUGGAAGGGAAUGCAGAAUCCGGCCAGAUUGAUUUCACGAGCUUUGGACCAAAUUCAUCCGCCAGAUUGAGUAUUCCGUACACCAUUGAGGACGAUCAAACGACGUUGUCUGCACGUUUGGAGGUCGUUUAUGAGACGGCUGAUUGCCAAUUCUCUUAUUUCUCUGCAACCUCGAUAAUCUCGACACUGCCAGUGAGCGUCAAUGUUCAAGAUAUAUUCAAAGACGACUCGCUAAUAUCAAGAUUCACGAUCAGCCCGGCCAUGGCCACACCCCUCCGGAUACUUAACUGCAAGAUCCCCAGCUCAGAGGUAUACGAGGUCCAACCCAGUAUUCAUCAUGGGCAAGUCCUUGAUUGUUUCCCUCGACAGUCGGCAUCGGUACUUUACAAAAUUACUCCCCGCGGAGAGAAAGCACUGGAAGCAGAUGCGUCAAAACGGUCUCUUGCACUGACUAUUGAUUUUACCUGUCUUGACGAGGAGUGCCUAAGCGUCAUUGAAAAUCGAUUUGUACAGGAUAUUUGCGCAAGUAAAUUUGCGCAACUAGCUCGGCUCCUGACACCUCAUCUUCUUGAAGCAUUCCGCUCAGAAUGGACUGCGAAUGACAUGGAAAUAAUUAGCCUCAUCAGGGAGAUCGAUAUAUUGUCAUAUGAGCGUGUCCAGUGGGAAACCGUGACCAACUCAUUGGGCGGGAAGCUCGGAAAGGAAGUUGUCUCGUGGCUCAAGGAAUGGCACACGCAACACACCACCCUAUCACUCCCGAACGACUCCGACAUGACCACCGCCACCAGCACCACCAUCCCCAACCGCCAGAUAAUUAUCCCUGUCGACGUCCCCAAUGUCCAAAUCGUUCACACGGCAAACUUCACCAUCCCCAAACCAGACGACCUCAUCCACGCAACGGUCGGGGAGAUGAUCCCCGCAACGCUAACCAUACGCCAUACCCGCCGCUGGUGCCCCGUACAGGCCCGGGAGCCAGAAGCGAGCCUCGAGUUCUCCUACGAGAUCCUCGUGAACCCGGACGUGUGGCUCGUGGGCGGGCGGCGCCGGGGCAAUUUCACCGCUAAGGAAGGCGAGACGCGGUCCUUCACCGUCAUGCUCCUCCCGCAGCGGCCGGGCCACCUAUUGCUGCCCGGGCUGGACAUUAAGACGUAUGUCACGCAGGCGUCGGCGGCCGAUCCGGAAUUGCCCUCAAGCGUUGUGCAGCGGAGGGCAGUUCCUUGCGAGGUUGAUUAUCUGAAUCAUGCCGAGACAGUGCUUGUGUCGCCGAAUUUGCGGAAGACCACGGUUAACCUGGACGUUUCUGGUGGUGCGGGUGGUGCGGGUGGUGGUGGUGGUGGUGGCGGCAGCGGCGGCGGGGGUUGUUGGCUGGUCGGGUCUGAACGGAGGGUUGGAGUCAUUGGUUGA